UAACUUGCCUAUUUUUUACAAUCUAAACUAGAAAGAAGAGAAGGAGAAGAUGGAGAUACCAGUGAUUGAUUUUAGUGAAUUCAAUGGUGAGAACAGGAGCAAAAUGAUGGGACUUCUGCAUGAAGCUUGUGAGAAAUGGGGUUUCUUUCAGGUUGAGAACCAUGGAAUUGAUAAGGAAUUGAUGGAGAAAGUAAAGCAGUUGGUGAAUUCUCACUAUGAAGUAAACUUGAAGGAAAGCUUCUAUGAAUCAGCACUAGCUAAAAGCUUGAAUAAUGGUGAUAAUACAUCUGAUAUAGACUGGGAGAGCACUUACUUCAUUUGGCACCGUCCAAAGUCCAACAUCAAUGAAAUCCCAAACCUGCCACAGGAUUUUUGCAAAUCAAUGGAUGAGUACAUAACUCGACUGAUAAAGCUAGCAGAGAAGAUUUCUGAGCUCAUAUCUGAGAACCUUGGUUUGGAGAAAGAUCAUAUAAAGGACGCAUUCAAAGGAGGUAGAGGUCCUUCUGUGGGAACAAAAGUGGCCAAGUACCCACAAUGUCCUCAGCCAGAGCUUGUGAGAGGACUUAGAGAGCACACAGAUGCUGGGGGGAUCAUACUUUUGCUCCAAGAUGAUCAAGUCCCAGGUCUUGAAUUCUUCAAGGAUGGAGAAUGGGUAGAGAUCCCACCAUCCAAGAACAACAGAAUUUUCAUCAAUACUGGUGAUCAACUGGAAGUGUUGAGCAAUGGAAGGUAUAAAAGUGCUUUGCACCGUGUCAUGGCUGACAAGAAUGGAAGUAGACUCUCCAUUGCCACCUUCUACAAUCCUGCAGGCGAUGCCAUUAUUUCUCCAGCACCCAAACUUUUGUACCCUAACAGCUACAGUUUUCAAGAUUACCUAAAGCUUUAUUCCACCACAAAGUUCAUGGAUAAGGGCCCCAGAUUCGAAUCCAUGAAGAAAAUGGCCAAUGGGCACAACGGUCUCUAUGUCUAAAAGUACAAUAACUAGUACUCCUAUACAGGGGUUCUCUGCCAUUCUGUAAUAGUAUUUCUACAUAAGAAAUGGCAAUUUUACUCUAAUUGCCAAUUUUAGUUGGA
Messenger RNA from Hevea brasiliensis (rubber tree), 1074 nucleotides. Its product is annotated as 1-aminocyclopropane-1-carboxylate oxidase 1. Lineage: Eukaryota; Viridiplantae; Streptophyta; Magnoliopsida; Malpighiales; Euphorbiaceae. The transcript has 3 exons. The record is from RefSeq and is a predicted model, not a curated record. The coding region runs from base 50 to 970 and encodes 306 amino acids.